This is a messenger RNA of Drosophila serrata, 1731 nucleotides long. RefSeq names its product NADH dehydrogenase (ubiquinone) 49 kDa subunit-like (gene ND-49L). The record is from RefSeq and is a predicted model, not a curated record. Gene Ontology annotation, cellular component: respiratory chain complex I. NCBI's taxonomy places the organism in Eukaryota, Metazoa, Arthropoda, Insecta, Diptera, Drosophilidae. Gene Ontology annotation, biological process: mitochondrial electron transport, NADH to ubiquinone. Gene Ontology annotation, molecular function: quinone binding; NAD binding; oxidoreductase activity, acting on NAD(P)H.
GUAGUCUCUGAAUUUAAAGUUCUAGAAACACUUUUAGAAAUAAUAGAAUAAUAGAAAAGGGGUGUAAUUAUUUCAAAACUUAAAACCAUGUCUGGCGGAAUGGGUGGCUUUCGUAAGCUGGCCAAUAAGCUCUUUACUCCCAACGAAAUUAGCCGCUUUCAGGCCUACAAGAGUCGCUUCAGUCAAAAGUAUUUAAGUAUGGAGGGUUUGAAGUCGAACUUCAAGAAACCGGAUUUAGGAAAGCUAUUGAAUUAUCGUGUGUUUUCGACCAAAAAACAAGAGUGUGACAAGGAGUCUAAAGCCGAGCCCGAGUGCGAUCCCAGUUGGGAUGAACUCUUUCCCAGGGGACCGCCCUAUGAGCCCCGGAAUACCCAUUAUUGGUAUCCAGAUCCCGAGUAUCUAAAUGACUACGAACACGUUGUGAUGUAUCCCACCGGCGACCAGUGGAAGCAAAGACCCAAGAUGACGGGAAAACAGAUCCCGCCGGUGGAUCGUACCUUUCGCACCAAGUUCAUUAACUUUGGACCCGCCCAUCCGGCGGCCCAUGGUGUACUCCGCAUGAUCCUGGAGUUGGACAAUGAGACGGUGCUUAACGCCGAUCCUCACAUCGGUCUGCUGCAUCGUGGCACCGAGAAGCUAAUUGAGUACAAGACCUAUGUCCAGGCUCUGCCCUAUUUCGAUCGCUUGGACUAUGUCUCGUGCAUGGCCAAUGAGUUGGCCUAUGCUCUGGCCGUGGAGAAGCUCCUGAAUGUGGAAGUUCCUCGGCGGGCCAAGUACAUACGCACCAUGUUCUCGGAGAUAAUGCGACUGACCAAUCACACCAUGGCCAUAGCUUCCUCCGUUUUGGAUUGCGGAGCCAUCACGCCGCUCUUCUGGCUCUUCGAGGAGCGUGAAAAACUAUACGAGUUCUCGGAGAGAGCCUCGGGGGCACGGCUACAUGCCGCCUAUAUACGCCCAGGAGGCGUGGCCUCGGAUAUUCCACUGGGGUUCUGCGAUGAUCUGUACCAGUUUUGUCAGCAAUUUGGCGAUCGCCUGGAUGAGGUUGAGGACGUGGUGACCGAUAAUCGAAUCUGGCGGAUGCGUAACAUUGGAAUCGGAGCAAUCUCUGCCCACGAUGCCCUUAACUGGGGAUGCACUGGACCCGUUCUGAGGGCCUGCGGCAUAAAGUGGGAUUUGCGAAAGCAGCAGCCUUACGAUGCCUACGGAGAACUGGACUUUGAUGUGAUUGUGGGCUCCAAUGGGGAUUGCUACGAUCGGUAUCUGGUGCGGAUUCGCGAGAUGCGCGAGUCCAUCAACAUCAUCGAACAGUGCAUCCAAUCCAUGCCGCCGGGCGAGAUCAAGGUGGACGACAUGAAGAUAAGUCCACCGCAGAGGCGCAGCAUGAAGAUGGGCAUGGAGGAGCUGAUCCAUCACUUUAAGCACUUCUCGCAGGGCAUCCAUGUGCCGCCGGGACAGACGUACACCGCUGUGGAGUCACCCAAGGGUGAAUUUGGUGUGUAUCUCAUCUCUGAUGGCUCAACGCGUCCAUAUCGUUGCAAGAUCCGUCCAGCUUCCUAUGCGCAUUUGGCUCUCAUGUCCAAGAUCGCACCCACACACAUGCUAGCAGAUGUGGUGGCCAUCAUUGGGUCCCUGGACAUAGUCUUUGGUGAAAUCGAUCGUUGAUUUGUAAUAAUUUUCAGAAUUUCUAGACAUUUCAAUGGGUUUAGCAUUAAAGGCAUGAGCUUGAGCCAC